Molecule: messenger RNA, 2489 nt
Organism: Carica papaya (papaya)
Lineage: Eukaryota; Viridiplantae; Streptophyta; Magnoliopsida; Brassicales; Caricaceae
Source: RefSeq, a predicted model, not a curated record
CCGGUAACCUGCUUGCCUCAUUGUAGACUAGUGAGAGAGUUUACGAACAGGGAUUUCGUAUAGGUCUCAUCCAAGCUAUUGCAUCAUAUUCCCAUAUAAUCUCGCUCGGUAAACCCAAGAUCACGACAGAAUCAUGAAUGCCCAUAGUAGAAGCAGCUUCGAACUCUUCUUUUCUGGUUAGGAGCUAAAUGUAAUCUAGCGAAUAUGGCGGUUUGGUGAAAUGGAUUUGAGAACGACAGCUUAUUUGGAGUUGAUCCGAGUGUGGUAAGUUGACACCAAAGAUGGCUAUGGCUAGCAAAACCAGAAAUAUCCUUGAGGGUUUGGUUAAAGAAGGAUCGUUCAAAUGGUUGCUUACAAAACGAAGUCCAUUUGACGAGGACUUUGAGGAGAUGGGGAGAUCUCCAUCUGCACAGACAAACUGGAUACCAGAGCUCUCUCCUGUUGCUAAUGUAGUUGUACGUAGGUGCUCAAAAAUCCUUGACAUUUCGUCAACUCAGCUUCAAGAAAACUUUAAUGUAGAGGCUUCUGAGUCCAUAAAGCAUCCAACACGGUAUGCAAAAAACUUUUUGGAGUUCUGCUGUUUCAGGACACUUGCUCUGUCUACUCAAGUAGUUGGUCAUCUUGCUGAUAAAAAGUUUCGACGUUUAACAUAUGACAUGAUGGUAGCAUGGGAGGCUCCCGCGGCAUCCAGCCAACCUUUACUUAAUAUAGAUGGGGAUGCAUCAGUUGGUGUGGAGGCCUUUUCUCGAAUAGCUCCUGCUGUUCCAAUUAUUGCCAAUGUUAUUAUCAGUGAAAAUCUUUUUGAGGUGCUUACAUCGUCAACUGGUGGUCGGCUGCAAUUCUCUGUCUAUGAUAAAUACUUAACUGCACUAGAUAGUUUAUCUUAUUUUGACAUUUCUGCAGGUCGGUUAAUUCUGACUGAUCAUGCAUUAUACUUUGAACCGCUCCGCGUUGUAUCAUAUGAUAAAGCAAAGAGAUAUGAUUUAUCAGAAGAUCUAAAACAAGUUGUUCGCCCCGAGUUGACUGGACCAUGGGGCACCCGACUUUUUGACAAAGCAGUCUCCUAUAAAUCAAUUAACUUGUCAGAGCCAGUGGUUAUCGAGUUUCCUGAGCUUAAAGGACAUACUCGACGUGAUUACUGGCUAGCUAUUAUACAGGAAAUCUUAUAUGUUCAUAGAUUUAUAAACAAGUUCCACAUCACGGGAGUGGAACGUGAUGAAGCACUUUCAAAGGCUGUACUUGGAAUUCUUCGAGUUCAAGCUAUUCAAGAAAUUAGUGCUGCGAAUUCAGUCCAUUGUGAAGCUAUUCUCAUGUUUAAUCUAUGCGAUCAACUUCCUGGUGGAGAUUUGAUACUGGAGACUCUUGCAAACAUGUCAAGCUUAAGGGAAGUAGACCGCAAGAAUAACUACACUGCUGGAGGGGGAAUGCACUCAUUAUCUGCUUUGGCCAUGGUUUCUAACUUGGGGUUUGUGUUUGGAACAAGUUCAAAUAAUUCCACGGAGGCUGUGCUUGUUGUUGGUGAGAUAGCUGUUGGUGAGAUGAGUUCAUUGGAAAGAGCAGUUAAGGAGUCUAGAAACAAUUACAAAAAAGUGGUGCAUGCAAAAGAAACAAUUGAUGGUGUCAAAGUGGAUGGCAUUGACACCAACCUGGCAGUGAUGAAGGAGUUAGUGCUUCCUGUUACGGAAAUUGGGAAGUGGCUUCUUUCCUUGGCAUAUUGGGACAAUCCUCUGAAGUCUAUGGUGUUUUGUUUGGUUUCUACAUUUAUAAUUUGCAGGGGAUGGCUAGGCUACACUUUUGCAGUGAUGAUUACUUUUUUUGCGGUCUUCAUGAUAAUCACAAGAUUUUGUAACCAAGGAAGACCUAUGGAUGGACUUAAGGUAAUAGCACCUCGACCCAUGAAUACAAUGGAGCAGCUCUUGGAGGUCCAGAAUGCAAUUUCUCAACUUGAGCAGCUCAUCCAGGAUGGGAACAUUGUUCUUCUCAAGUUCCGGGCGUUGUUGCUGUCCAUUUUUCCUCAGGCAACUGAAAAAUUUGCAGUUAUUCUCCUGGUCUCAGCCUUGAUUCUGGCCUUGUUACCGGGUAGAUACAUAUUUUUGCUGAUCUUUUUGGAGGCGUUCACGAGGUACUCGCCUUUAAGGAAAGCAAGUACCGAAAGAUGGAUGAGGAGACUGAGAGAGUGGUGGUUCAGCAUACCGGCAGCUCCUGUGGUUCUUGAAAGAGAGAAUGAAGAUAAAAAGAGUAAGUGAUACAUAUGUAUAUAUUCGUACAUGUAGAUUGUAUAGUAGUCUCCUGAGAAAGAAAACCGGAGCUCCCAACAUUGUGCUUCUCAAAUGUAAGAUUGUGAAUGAAGAAAAAUAACAAAUCAACAUAUUUUCUUGGUUUGAGAAGUUCAUAAUGUAAAGAUGUAAAUGGUGAAGAGCAUUUAGAAUGGUGUUUCUGCUGCUUUGCAAUUUUUUUGUUGAAAUAAGUAAAACCACUUUGUACUGGGA